Messenger RNA from Pyricularia grisea, 2245 nucleotides. RefSeq lists its product as uncharacterized. The record is from RefSeq and is a predicted model, not a curated record. The transcript is spliced from 3 exons. Lineage: Eukaryota; Fungi; Ascomycota; Sordariomycetes; Magnaporthales; Pyriculariaceae. The coding region runs from base 440 to 1765 and encodes 441 amino acids.
GACGGUAAACCUCCGGGGAUUGAGAAAGGGCACAACGCGCGAACCAUCAAAAUCUCUCGCUAAUCGGGUCCCAUUAAACCUGUUCAUUGAUAUUCUUUCAUUAAACUCCCAACGCCCCUCAAGCUUACUGCGCGUCUCCUGCAUUUAAUUUUGCUGUCUACCCCAGUCCGUCCCCCGUUGCCAGUUUCCCGGUCUCCCUAGCGUUGUUCAAUCGCUCCACUCAACAGAACAACCACCCCUACCAAAUCGACGAGCGCGAAUCCCACGCCGCCCGGAGCAACGCGUCUUCAACCCAUCAACCGAUCAAAUCAAAUCAAUCGACCGACCGACCUCUUGUAUUGCUCACAGCUCGCAACGAAAUCUCGUCAGAUAAAGAAGCCCCGACCUAUCGGAUUUUCACAUUUCCCCAAAAGGGUUAAAUCAAGAUCAACCCGGAAACAUGGGUCUCCCUUUGUACAUCGCCCCGGUUGAAUCAGAUAUUCCUCCCCGAUCCGCUCCUAAAAGCCCACCUGCACACCCACGAUCAGCCAUUCGCCGACGCAGACAUGAUGUGUCGGGUGUCGAGGCGCGCCGGCGCGCCGGCUUAGCUGCACAUAUCGCCGCUGUCCACGACUACGCAUUCGGGCCUUCACAACGCUGGGUUGCCAGAAGAGGAGGCCGCCUUGCGACGCCACCCAGGGAAAACACCACUGCGGGUCCUGUUGGCCAUACUGCUAUGGAUUCUACGGCCGACACACAACCGCCUGACGCAGAUCAAUGGCGGGCUGCGACUCGCAGGUUCAGAGAGCCCUCUAACCCUCCGUCACGGAGGUCGACCGGUCUAGAUGACCGGGCUGCGUCUGUAAUGGCCGAGCGAUGGGCCAACCUUCACACACGCGCAAGUCCAGACCUGGCCGCCCGUGUGCAGGCGCUCCGCACCGCGGUGGACAGCGCGCAUCGGAGCGUACGAACCUCUAGAGACGGUCUAUCGCGUUUUUCCCGGUCCCGAACAUCGCGUUCGCGUGACGAGAGUUUGGAACUGCCACCCAUAAGACAGGAAGUGCGAGUUGUAGUUGAACCAUCUCAUACUCUUGAGCCGGACUUGUCAACAAUGGGGGGUUUGGCGGGACAGCGUCCCUCGCGCUCUUCAAGGAAUAGUAGAAGAGAACCGAGUCAACCGACGCCUAUGGAUGGGCUUGGCGAUCGCAAUCGCAGCUUGAGUCCGGAGGCGGACAACCCUUGGCACACUAUUGUAUCUACUCUUACACCUGACCCGCAGCCACCAAGUGCUAGUUCGUCCUUUGCAUCGACUUCGGCAUCCCUGUCCACGUCGACGACGCAAAGCGCCGGUACAGGCCGUUCCUCUGCAACUUCGAUGACUGGCAGGGACACGCGGAUGGAUGAUGUCGAUCCGAACUGCGAGUCAGCUUGUGAAAACUCGGAUACCGAGGAAGAUGAGGACGAUGAGUCUUCCGAGUCGGCUCUCCUUCCAUUUUUCAGCCGCCCAGAACUUGCUGAUGAUGCUCGCAUGGAUCAAUUCAUGCAAGCCGUUCAAUCAUACUCCGGUGAGACCGGCGACAGAAACAGAGGGACGCGCACAUAUGCUGAUGUCAUUGGCAACACGGCCGACCGUACGAAUCCGAGUGGAAGCUCGGCGGACAACCCCGGAGAGCUCAUGGGCGAAAUGCAGCGCAUUGUACGCCGUCUCGCAACGCGCGAAGAUAUCCCUGACGAGUGGUGGGCCGAAGUUGGGCUCAGUCGGACCCUGUCUAGAGCGUCUGGCUAGUGCAACGCUCAGGCGCCACUUUUAUUGUCACGGGUCAGCGCACGCGCAAGCUGUGGCUUGGUUUUUAUUUGUUGUUUCUGGGAUCGCGAGAAAAGGGCGAGUCAAGGUAAAAGAUCUCAGCGGGUCUUCCUUGAGUUAAGAUUAUUUGUUUUGAUGAAAAUGGCGUGUGGCGUACGGAGUGCUUCCAAGGCGAACCGAAGCUACCAAAAUUCCUUUCAUGGGAUUCGGGGUCCGGGAGGUAGUUCUCCUGGUUACAAUGGACUUGCGUAUGAAAUUUGACAGCGAAAAAAAAAAUGAUAGGGCUGAAGACGGAACCUACCAUCGUUCACGUUUGAUCGAUGCUGGGCAAGCCAUAGUGAUGGCAGAGUUAGACAUGCCACUUGGCCAACGUAUGUACUUUUAUGUUAUAAAAAACUUGUAAGAGUUCUCUUCACUGUGAUACCAUAGUUUUGCAUACGAAACCCAAAUGGACGAUUCAAC